CCACCUACAUAUCAACAGAAGAAAAAGAAGAUGCAGGAUAAUGGGCCCUGACAGCAGUGAUGGCGUUACUUCGUGUGCUUGUAAAGGUAUCCGGCGGUGUCUCAAGUGUGAAAAGUUAAGGGGAAAGGGACAGUUGGAGGCGAAUGAACCAAAGCUUGUGCAUCAUUUACUCUACGAUCCUGAGACGGGGCUUGCCAUUCACAAAGAUGCCGAGGCUACGUCCUUCCCCUUUCCUGGUGUCUUCCUCCGGGAGAACUUCGUAUCAGAAGAGGAGGAGAAAAACCUGAUAAGCACGAUGGACCAAGAUGUGUGGAAUGAGUCCCAGUCUGGUCGAAGGAAACAGGACUUUGGUCCAAAAGUUAACUUCAAGAAAAGGAAAGUGCGUAUAGGUGGCUUCAGUGGACUGCCUGCUUUGAGCCAAAAACUAGUGCUCCGAAUGCAGCAAGAGCCAAGUCUCGGAGGCUUUCAACCAGUGGAGCAGUGCAAUCUGGAUUACCAUCCUCAGCGAGGCUCCGCCAUCGAUCCACACCUAGACGACUCCUGGCUGUGGGGGGAACGCCUGGUCACCAUCAACAUGUUAUCGGACACUACACUCACCAUGUCCCUCGAACAGGGUCUGCCAGAGUUGGGACUAGCAGGGGAAGUCCACGUAGCUGUGCAUCUUCCUCGCAGAUCUUUAGUAGUGUUAUACGGCGAGGCGCGGCACAGAUGGAAACAUGCCAUUCAUAGGGACGAUGUUCAGGAGCGCAGAGUUUGCAGCACCUACAGAGAGCUGUCUGCAGAGUUUCUACCUGGAGGGCAGCAGGCAGAGCUGGGAACUCAGCUGUUGAACAUUUCUUUGAGCUUCCAAGGAACGCCAAUAUAGGCUCAUCUGAUGAUGCAGAGGAAGGCUGGACUACCAGAGGUGGGGGUCCAGACUCCUGACUUGAUAGAUUCAAUUUUAAACUCAUUUCUAUCAAAUAAAAUUAUAUGAAUGUAGUCUUUA
Perca fluviatilis (European perch) is the source of this 985-nucleotide messenger RNA. RefSeq names its product alkB homolog 4, lysine demthylase (gene alkbh4). Gene Ontology annotation, molecular function: actin binding; oxidoreductase activity; demethylase activity. Gene Ontology annotation, biological process: actomyosin structure organization; protein demethylation; oxidative demethylation. The transcript has 3 exons. Gene Ontology annotation, cellular component: contractile ring; midbody. NCBI's taxonomy places the organism in Eukaryota, Metazoa, Chordata, Actinopteri, Perciformes, Percidae. The record is from RefSeq and is a predicted model, not a curated record. The coding region runs from base 41 to 865 and encodes 274 amino acids.